Messenger RNA from Myripristis murdjan (pinecone soldierfish), 1069 nucleotides. RefSeq names its product peptidylprolyl isomerase Fb (gene ppifb). The transcript has 6 exons. The record is from RefSeq and is a predicted model, not a curated record. Gene Ontology annotation, biological process: protein folding; protein peptidyl-prolyl isomerization. Bases 120 to 701 code for a protein of 193 amino acids. Gene Ontology annotation, molecular function: peptidyl-prolyl cis-trans isomerase activity; cyclosporin A binding. Gene Ontology annotation, cellular component: cytoplasm. NCBI's taxonomy places the organism in Eukaryota, Metazoa, Chordata, Actinopteri, Holocentriformes, Holocentridae.
AAAUCUGCUUCCGGGUGUGGUGACAAAAACUUCCUGAUCUACCAUAUGUAAGCGUGACAUUUUUUUUCUGCAGUCCCCUCACUUGCGUGCAAGACAGGUGAGCCACAACACAUUGGAAAAUGUUAAUCUUAUCAAAUCGGGUGAAAGUAUUUUCCUUGGCGUUCACGGCGGCCCGGCUGUGCAGCAGCGGCGCCUCCUCGGCCAACAGCAACCCCACCGUGUAUUUUGACAUUGCUGCAGACAACCAGCCGCUGGGCAGAGUAACCUUCGAGCUCAACGCUGAUGUUGUGCCGAAAACCGCAGAAAACUUCCGGGCGCUGUGCACGGGGGAACAGGGCUUCGGCUACAAGGGCUCAACGUUCCACAGGGUGAUCCCUCAGUUCAUGUGCCAGGGCGGAGAUUUCACAAACCACAAUGGAACUGGAGGGAAAUCCAUCUAUGGGUGGAAGUUCCCGGAUGAGAACUUCUUGCUGAAGCACACUGGACCUGGUAUCUUGUCUAUGGCCAAUGCUGGACCCAACACCAACGGAUCCCAGUUCUUCAUCUGCACCGCUAAGACAGAAUGGCUGGAUGGCAGGCAUGUUGUCUUUGGCAGUGUCAAGGAGGGAAUGGACGUGGUCAAGAAAGUGGAGUCCUUUGGUUCGCGGUCUGGGCGAACCUCCAAGAGGAUCACUAUCACAGACUGUGGAGAACUCAAGUAGAUUUUGUACAGGCAGUGGACACUGUCCUAGUUCCUUCUCCUGCUGUAAUUUCAAUGUGACACAGUCAGAGUUAUAGUGGCUCUAACGCUCAGCCAUGGCGCAGGGCGCUACCUCUCAUUACUGACCAUAGGUCUUCCAGCAGAGUUAGACUCUGUUUUUGUUGGUGCAUAAAAAUUCUGUCUUUUAACGGGUAACGAACAGCAAGUGCUGGGCUGUUUAUGUGUCACGCUAUUCAAUGUGAACUAAUGAAAUAAAAACGUCGCCACUGAAUAGUAAAAGUAUAUUGUAAUGAGAAGUGUGGAGUAAUGAGCCCAUUCCGCUGGUUUUGAACUCACUAUAUUAAAUAAAGCCAUUUUUGCUUAAUAUGU